Ochotona curzoniae (black-lipped pika) is the source of this 1938-nucleotide messenger RNA. It is a transcript of the gene TP73, whose product is annotated as tumor protein p73. The transcript has 13 exons. Gene Ontology annotation, biological process: regulation of transcription by RNA polymerase II; apoptotic process; protein tetramerization. Gene Ontology annotation, molecular function: RNA polymerase II cis-regulatory region sequence-specific DNA binding; DNA-binding transcription factor activity, RNA polymerase II-specific; protein binding. The record is from RefSeq and is a predicted model, not a curated record. Lineage: Eukaryota; Metazoa; Chordata; Mammalia; Lagomorpha; Ochotonidae. Gene Ontology annotation, cellular component: nucleus. The coding region runs from base 1 to 1899 and encodes 632 amino acids.
AUGGCCCAGAGCACCACCUCCUCCUCACCUGACGAGGGCGCCACCUUCGAGCACCUCUGGAACUCACUGGAGCCAGAUAGCACCUACUUCGACCUUCCCCAGCCAAGCCAAGGUGGCGCUGAGCCCGGGGGCAGUGCUGAGGCUGGCGUGGACGUCUUCCAGCUGCAGGAUGUGACCACGCCUACCAUGGCCCAGUUCAAUCUGCUCGGCAGCACCAUGGACCAGAUGAGCAGCCGCGGGGCCGCCGCCAGCCCCUACACCCCAGAGCACGCUGCCAGCGUGCCCACCCACUCGCCCUACGCGCAGCCCAGCUCCACCUUCGACACCAUGUCGCCAGCGCCCGUCAUCCCCUCCAACGCCGACUACCCCGGCCCCCACCACUUCGAGGUCACCUUCCAGCAGUCGAGCACCGCCAAGUCAGCCACCUGGACGUACUCUCCGUUGCUGAAGAAACUGUACUGCCAGAUCGCCAAGACGUGCCCCAUCCAGGUCAAGGUUUCCAGCCCGCCACCCCCUGGCACCGCCGUCCGAGCCAUGCCUGUCUACAAGAAGGCUGAGCACGUAACCGACAUUGUGAGACGCUGUCCCAACCACGAGCUGGGCAGGGACUUCAAUGAAGGACAGUCGGCCCCGGCCAGCCACCUCAUCCGCAUAGAAGGCAACAACCUGGCACAGUACGUGGACGACCCCGUCACGGGCCGCCAAAGCGUCGUGGUGCCCUACGAGCCGCCCCAGGUGGGGACAGAAUUCACCACCAUCCUGUACAACUUCAUGUGUAACAGCAGCUGCGUCGGGGGCAUGAACAGGAGGCCCAUCCUCAUCAUCAUCACCCUGGAGACCCGGGACGGGCAGGUGCUGGGCCGCCGCUCCUUUGAGGGCCGUAUCUGUGCCUGCCCUGGCCGAGACCGCAAAGCCGACGAGGACCACUACCGCGAGCAGCAGGCCCUGAGCGAGAGCAGCGCCAAGAACGGGGCGGCCAGCAAGCGUGCCUUCAAGCAGAGCCCCCCUGCCAUCCCGUCGCUGGGCCCCACCGUGAAGAAGCGGCGACACUGUGAUGAAGACUUGUACUGCAUGCACGUGCGCGGCCGGGAGAACUUCGAGAUCCUGAUGAAAGUCAAGGAGAGCCUGGAGCUGAUGGAGCUGGUCCCGCAGCCGCUGGUGGAAUCGUACCGGCAGCAGCAGCAGCUCCUGCAGAGGCCGAGCCACGUGCAGCCUGCAUCCUACGGGCCUGUGCUCUCGUCCAUGAGCAAGUCGCAUGGGGCCCUCGGCAAGCUGCCCUCGGUUAACCAGCUGGUGGGCCAGCCUCCCCCGCACAGCUCAGCGGCCGGGCCCAACCUGGGGCCCAUGGGCCCAGGGAUGCUUGGCACCCACGGCCACGCUGUACCGGCCCACAGCGAGAUGAACGGCAGCCACAGCUCCCAGUCCGCGGUUUCGGGGUCCCACUGCACCCCACCACCACCCUACCAUGCCGACCCCAGCCUCGUCAGUUUUUUAACAGGACUGGGGUGCCCCAACUGCAUCGAGUAUUUCACCUCGCAGGGCUUACAGAACAUGUACCACCUGCAGAACCUAACGAUAGAGGACCUGGGAGCCUUGAAGAUCCCCGACCAGUACCGCAUGACCAUCUGGCGGGGCCUGCAGGACCUGAAGCAGGGCCACGACUGUGGGCAGCAGCUCCUGCGCUCCAGCAGCAGCACGGCCGUGGCCAUGGGCAGCUCGGGCCAGCGCGUCAUGGAGGCUGUGCACUUCCGCGUGCGCCACACCAUCACCAUUCCCAACCGCGGCCCCGGCGCCCCGGCGGGCCCCGACGACUGGGCCGACUUCGGCUUUGACCUGCCCGACUGCAAGGCCCGCAGGCAGCCCAUCAAGGAGGAGUUCGCGGACGCCGAGAGCCACUGAGCAGGGCCUGGCCGCCCCCUGGCGCCGCGCGCGCCCCGC